CGGAAAAGUCAUAGGUGGCGGGAAGACGUCAGCCAUUUGCGGCGGUGGAAGCUGACAUGCAACAGUAGCGUUCGUGUCAUCUUCCUCGCCAUUCUCACUCCUUCUCUCCUUCCCUCUCUCUCUCUUACGCUCGCGAAACGAGAUAAUUUCGUAUGCGUUUUCGUCUGGUCGUUGUUAUAUUUCAUACACACAUAUAUAUAUAAUCCCAUGACCGGAAAAGAAAUUCUGCACAAGAUGAAGGAAUCCGUCAAGGAGAAAGUUGGGCUUGGUGCGUCGUCUGCUUCUGCAGAUUCAGGGAAAGGGAAGAGCAAGAUGUCGAAGCAGAUCACACAUGGUUUUCACUUGGUGAAAGGGAAAGCCUUCCACGAGAUGGAGGAUUAUGUGGUUGCCAAAUUCAAGGAAGUUGAUGACAACGAGCUUGGCCUGUUCGCUAUCUUCGAUGGCCAUCUUAGCCACGAGAUCCCCGACUACUUGUGCUCCCAUCUCUUUGAGAACAUCUUGAAAGAGCCGAAUUUCUGGCAAGAACCGGAGACAGCGAUAAAGAAAGCUUACUAUAUAACCGAUACGACGAUUCUUGACAAGGCCUCUGAUUUGGGGAAAGGCGGCUCCACUGCUGUGACUGCGAUACUAAUCAACUGCCAGAAGUUGGUGGUUGCUAAUGUUGGAGACUCGAGAGCUGUUAUUUGCAAAGGUGGCGUUGCGAAGCAGCUCUCGAUUGAUCAUGAACCAAACAUGGAGAAGGAUGAAAUCGAGAACAGAGGCGGAUUCGUCUCAAACUUUCCUGGGGACGUUCCUCGAGUUGAUGGUCAACUGGCUGUGGCGAGGGCGUUUGGUGAUAAGAGUAUAAAGAUGCAUUUGAGUUCGGAACCAUAUGUUACGGUGGAGAUAAUUGACGAUGAUGCAGACUUUCUUAUCCUAGCUAGUGAUGGGCUUUGGAAGGUGAUGUCGAACCAAGAGGCCGUUGACUCUAUUAAGGGAAUCAAAGAUUCAAAGUCUGCAGCAAAGCACCUCUCAGAGGAGGCUGUUGCAAGAAAAAGCUCAGAUGAUAUCUCAGUGGUUGUCGUGAAAUUUCAG
This is a messenger RNA of Thlaspi arvense, 1074 nucleotides long. Lineage: Eukaryota; Viridiplantae; Streptophyta; Magnoliopsida; Brassicales; Brassicaceae. The record is from the annotation of a GenBank genome assembly.